UCGAAGUCCUUUCCGCGUAUUACGUUCUUUAUAUUCUGCCACGGUAAAGUGAGCAUCUCAUCACUACUAUCUGGAAACAAAACUAUCCUCUUUAAAAUAUAUUCUCGCAUUUGUUAACCUAGAAAGAAAGAGAAAUGGCAGAUGCAGUGGUGAACUUUCUGGUGGAGAACUUGUUUCAGCUAUUAAGUGAAAAUAUUGAGCUGAUUAGAGGUGUUGAUGACGACUUCAAAGAUCUGCUUGAAGAAGUUCAACGCUUAAAAGCCUUCUUAGAAGAUGCUGCGAAAUACCACAGUGAGAGCAGCCAGUGGGAUCAGUUGGUCAAGGAUAUUCAAAAGACGGUACAUAAAGCUGAGGAUGCGAUUGAUAAGUUCCUGGUUCAAGCGAAGCUGCAUAGAGAUAAGAAUAAAUUGGAAAGAAUCUUCGAUAAAGUGGGACAUAGUGCUUCAGUUAGGGCUCUUGCAGCUGAGAUUAAAAGCAUCCAUGAGAAGGUGAGGAAACUUCGCGAAAACAAUCAACAAGCUUUUCAGCCACGCCCGGUGCUUGAGCUGCCUAGAAGAGGUUCCCCCGAGCAGGGUCCUUCUUUGGAAGAUGCUGAAGUAGUGGGGUUUGAUGAGGAAGCAAACAUCGUGAUCAAGCGACUUGUUGAAGGACCGGCGGAAUGUCUCGAUAUUGUUCCAGUAGUGGGUAUGCCCGGACUUGGAAAAACUACACUGGCAAGAAAAAUCUACAAUGAUUCUCGACUUUCAUAUGAAUUUUUCAGCGUCAGUUGGGUUUUCGUGGGGCAAACUUAUAAUAUAAAGGACAUUUUCCUUAAUAUUCUCAAAUUCUUCACGAAACGCAUCGAAGAACAUCAAGGUGAGGAUGUGGACAAAUUAGCCAAUAAGAUAAGUGGUUUUAUGAAUAAAGGAGGUAGAUGCCUCAUUGUUUUAGACGAUGUGUGGGCAGAGGAUGUCAUUGAUGCUGUAAAGAGAGUUUUCCCAGAAAACAAGAAAGGCCACCGUAUCAUGAUGACAACUCGUGAAGGAAAUGUGGCUAAAUAUGCCAAUAAAGAUCCUCACGACCUGAAAUUUUUGACUGAAGGAGAAAGUUUUGAGUUGCUGGUAAAGAGGGUUUUCGGCAAGGAAAGUUGUCCUGUUGAUUUAGUAGGACCUGGAACAAGUAUUGCCCGAAAAUGUAGUGGAGUACCACUUGCUGUAGUGGUGAUUGCCGGAGCAUUAAGAGGUCGCCCCAACAGAAAUGAUUGGCAAAGAGUUGAUAGAAAUGUGGUGGAGCAUCUGAUAAAUAAGGAUGAUCCUAAGAGCUGCUUGAAAUUUGUAGGGAUGAGUUACGAUCGUUUGCCCCAAGAAAUGCAGACGUGUUUCUUGUAUUCUAGUGUCUUCCCUCGAGGCUUCGAUAUUCCUUCUUGUAAAUUGAUUCGUUUGUGGAUAGCGGAGGGGCUAAUAAAGUCCCAGCAGACAUACACUCUCGAGGAGAUAGCUGAGUUUUAUUUGAACGAUCUUGUCAAUAGAAACUUAGUGAUAUUGAUGAAAAAAAAGUCUGAUGGUCAAAUAAAAACAUGUCGUCUUCAUGACAUGUUGCACGAGUUUUGCAGAAAGGAGGCUGUUAACAAAUGGAUUUUUCAAGAAAUAUGUACAACAGCUGAUAAUGCUAUUCCUUCUAUAUCAGACUCAGAUGCUUGUCGUCGAUUGUGCAUUCAACCCUCUAUUCUAGAUAAGUUUCUCUUGAAUAACCCUUUAGCAGAACAUGUUAGAUCUUUCCACUGUUUUUCCUCAGAACAAAAACUAAUCGAGUUGUCUCCUAAUGACAUCAAACUCAUCCACAAAGCUUUUCCACUUCUCCGGGUUUUGGACGUUGAAUCCCUCAAAUUUAUUUUCUCCAAGGAUUUUAACCAAUUAUAUCAUUUGAGGUAUGUUGCCAUCUCAGGUGACUUCAAGGUCCUUCCUCCGACCUUUGGGAAAUUCUGGAAUUUACAAACGCUUGUACUCAAUACAAGUACCUCAGAGGCCACCAUUGAGGUAAAAGCUGACAUAUGGAACUUGUUACAGUUAAGGCAUCUCCAUACCAACAUACCUGCAAAAUUACCAGCCCCUUCUACCACGAGAGGUAGACCUUCCUGUCUGCAAACUCUUUCUAUGGUUGCACCAGAAAGUUGCAAGAAAGAUGUGCUAGCAAAGGCUUGUCAGCUUAAAAAAUUGAGCAUUCGAGGGCAAAUGGCAGCUUUUCUUGAUACGUACAAGGGUGGAAUCAGCAAUCUUGAAGAGCUAAAGUGCCUGGAACAUCUGAAACUGUUGAAUGAUGUUCUUUACAUGAAUAAACCAGUUCACCUUCCUGCAGCAUUCUUCAGACUUGUACGUACAGUGAAGAAGUUAACUUUGGCAAACACAAGGUUUUCUUGGAGUGAUGCGAAUAGAUUGGCACAGUUGGAAUCCCUGGAGGUACUAAAGUUGAAAGAAAAUGCAUUCCUAGGUGAGUCUUGGGAGCCGGAGAUAGGAGGUUUUAGCACGCUCCAGGUCCUGCGGAUUGAAAGGUCAGAAUUAGAAUCUUGGGUGGCAUCGAAUCUUAACUUCCCAAUACUUCGGCACCUUAUUCUUAUCUCCUGUGAUAAGCUCAAGGCUGUUCCACUUGAGCUGGCUGAUAUACCUAACUUUCAAGAGAUGAGACUGGACAACACAAGCAAAUCCGCAGUCAAAUCAGCAAAAGAAAUAGAAAGCAAGAAAUUGAAAGGAGAGAAUUUGGACAUUGAGCUUGAUGGAAGCUGGGGGUCAUGGACAAAUAGCUGGAGUAUUCGAAAUGGUGUCACCGCAUUUCAUGUUUUCGCAGUCCAGUCAUCUGAUAAGAUUGUUCCAAUAAAGAAAACCUGUUUGUUCAAGCAUUGUGAUUUUGAAAUAAGUCUAGGUCUGUUGCAUUUUGAGUUCCCCUUCAUGUGGAAUGUUGAUUUUCUCGGUUGUGAGGCUGUCUGCAUCUUUCCUAUUCUGUUAUGGUUGUAUUUGCUUUCUUUCAUUCUUGCAAAAGUGUUGCUUUUAUCCAUUGUUUUUGUUGAAAGACACGCUACUCCCAACAAACGUGGUGUUGCAAGUCUUAUUAACUUGGUUAUCUUAGCUUUCAGAUGAGUUCUAGAGUAACAAAACAGGAGAUGGGAGGAUUUUAUCAGCUACCUUUGCCGAUUUGCCAGCCCCACAAUUGAAGUGGGAGAAGAUGGCAACAUCACCUGUGCCUCAUCUUGAUCGAGAGAUCUUUCCCCUUUCUCUUUCUUUUCCGGCUUCGUCGCCACCACCAUCUAUUCCAGGUAUGUUUUUUAAUUGCUUGGGUUCUAGUUUAGGGUUCUUCAAGACACAUUUAGUUUUUUGCUUCUUUGGUAAGUUUCUCACUGAUUUGGUUUUAUGGGUUACUGUAUUUGGUUGAUUAUAGCUGGAAACGUUAAUGUGCAUUGGUUUUUUGCUCCCUUUUUUUGUGGGUCUUGUUGAUUAUUUUUUGGGUUAUAGUUAAACGAAAUUAAUAUUAGUGACCAGUGAUUACUGUUAUAAUUUUGGCUGUAAUUUAUUUCCAGCUCCUGUAUCUUGUUCAAACGAGCAUUUAGUCGUAACUCUAUGGCAUUUAGGUAAUGGAAACAUCUAGUUUUUAAACUAAGCAAAAGAAUAUUUUCUUUUUUUCCACUGGAUUUGUAGAAGUAUAAGCAUGUUUAGGUUAGUCUUGUGUUGAGUAGCUACAAGUUAUUUUCCCUUUUGUUGAAUUUUUCCCUUUGGUUGGAUGAAGCCCUCUGUAGGUUGCCAAAUGGGAUUUCUGGUGUUUUCUGGUCUCUGGAGAUGUUUCUUACUUGAAGAUUGAUGUUUUGUUUUAAAUCCUUGAUAGUUGUUAAUGUGGGAUGAUUUGUACUAAUAGUUGCUUUAAGGUAUUCUGUGCAAUUUACUAAAUUUGCACUUAAUAGAUACAAUUGCUGAAAAGCCUUAUUCCUUUGUUCCAUGUCUUUUAAGAUUGGCCCUCUGCAUCACCUUCCAGUUCUAUAGAAAUUAAAAUUAUUAA
Lycium barbarum (goji berry) is the source of this 4020-nucleotide messenger RNA. RefSeq names its product putative late blight resistance protein homolog R1A-3. The coding region runs from base 135 to 3110 and encodes 991 amino acids. Gene Ontology annotation, biological process: defense response to other organism. The record is from RefSeq and is a predicted model, not a curated record. The transcript is spliced from 4 exons. NCBI's taxonomy places the organism in Eukaryota, Viridiplantae, Streptophyta, Magnoliopsida, Solanales, Solanaceae. Gene Ontology annotation, molecular function: ADP binding.